Morone saxatilis (striped sea-bass) is the source of this 1388-nucleotide messenger RNA. It is a transcript of the gene cunh7orf25, whose product is annotated as chromosome unknown C7orf25 homolog. The record is from RefSeq and is a predicted model, not a curated record. NCBI's taxonomy places the organism in Eukaryota, Metazoa, Chordata, Actinopteri, Moronidae.
GUAGGAUGUGAUGUCUCUUCAGGAUACGUUGCAACAGAGGAUCGGCGCCGCCCAGGCGUUGCUGCAGCGGGCGGAGCAGCUCUGUCGUGGCGUGGAGGGUCACCAGAAGCUGUGUGGUAAACUGCGAGCAGAGCUGCGGUUCCUGCGGCGGGUGGAGACCGGAGAGCUGCAGGUCAAAGAGUCUCACCUGCACAGCACCAACCUGACUCACCUUACGGCCAUCGUGGAGUCGGCCGAGAGUCUGGAGGGCGUGGUCGCUCUGCUGCACGUCUUCACCUACCAGGACGCCACCGGCGGCAGGCAGACUCUGGUGGUGGACGUGGUGGCCAACGGGGGACACACCUGGGUGAAGGCGGUGGGCCGGAAGGCAGAGGCUCUGCACAACAUCUGGCAGGGGCGGGGCCAGUAUGGAGACAAGAGCAUCAUCAGCCAGGCUGAAGACUUCCUUGAAGCCAGCCGCCAGCAGCCCGUCCAGUACCGACACCCCCACAUCGUCUUCGCCUUCUACAACGGGGUCUCCUGCCCCAUGGCCGACCGCCUCAGGGACAUGGGCAUCUCCGUCCGCGGGGACAUCGUCGCUGUGAAUGCUGUGGAGGAGGAGGAGGAGGAGGAGGAGGAGGAGCCAGCUGAAGGUAACGAGGAGGAGGAGGAGGAGUCUGAGUUGACCCGAGUUGACCGCGGCACGGUGGUGGCCAGUCUGGCGUUUCCUGCUCAGGUGCAGGUGGAGGAGUGUCGGCGCGUUAACCUCGACAUCACCACCCUCAUCUCAUAUGUGUCAUCGCUGAGUCACGGCCGCUGUCACUUCACCUUCAGGGAGCCGGUGCUGACGGAACAGGCGGCCCAGGAGCGCCGCCAACAGGUGCUGCCGCAGCUCGACGCCUUCAUGCAGGGGAAGGAGCUGUUCGUCUGCCGCGCCGCCGUCCACGACUUCCAGGUCAUCCUAGACACGCUGGGGGGGCCUGGCGAGAAGGAGCGCGCUCAGAAGCUGCUCGCUCGCCUCCACCUGGUGGACGACCGGCCAUCAGAGCGCACGCUACGCCUCACGCCCAGCGCCAAGAUCAACCAGCGCUCACUCAUGAUCUUCGGCACCGGAGACUCACUGAGGGCCGUUACCAUGACAGCCAACAGCCGCUUUGUCAGGGCGGCAGCCAAUCAGGGCGUCCGCUACAGCGUGUUCGUCCACCAACCCAGAGCUCUGACCGAGGGCAAGGAGUGGAGGGCCACGCCCAUCUGAGACAGUCACUUCCUGUUCAGGGGCUGAUGGGAGUUUGAGUUUGUUACAAUAAACAGGUGUAAUAAUAAUAAUAAUAAUAAUCCUGAGUUCAAUGUAAAUAUAAUCUGAUUCACAAUCUAUAUUCAAAGAUCAAUAAAGCAUCACCGUCGCUUCC